Molecule: messenger RNA, 4043 nt
Organism: Crotalus tigris (Tiger rattlesnake)
Lineage: Eukaryota; Metazoa; Chordata; Lepidosauria; Squamata; Viperidae
Gene: DMPK
Product: DM1 protein kinase
Exons: 15
Coding region: 681-2510 (609 amino acids)
Biological process (GO): peptidyl-threonine phosphorylation; actomyosin structure organization
Cellular component (GO): cytoskeleton; cytoplasm
Molecular function (GO): protein serine/threonine kinase activity; ATP binding
Source: RefSeq, a predicted model, not a curated record
AGCCAGGAGGGGGGCAGAAAGAGGGCUGGUGCUUUUUUUCCCCCAGGGAGGGCCUGGGGGGAGAGGGUUUGGGCACCUGGAACCCGGCAGAUCAGCCAGGGAAGGCCAGCCCCAGGGUGUGCCAAGCACAGGCAGCCAGCGGCGGACAGACGGGGUGGGAAGGGAGCGUGCAAGACCCGGAGAAGGAGCCUAUUUUGGCUCGAAAGGCAGCGCACUUGGGACACUGGGAAAGGCGUGGAAAGGCUGGCGUCUUGCAUGUUUGUGCGCUCCGGGAGGGGAAAGAACCUCAUCACUUCCACUCUGGGUGAUCACAAGGCAGGCAGGAGGCUGCGUGGGGGAGAGACCCUGUGUGUGCACCAGGAAGGGAGGAAGGGAGGAAGGGCUGGCUCCGGAGUGUGCAGGAAAGAGAAAUCACUUGGAGUGUGAGAGAGUUAUAAAGAAGUUGUCCAGCCCUGCUUUUGUGGGACAGUGAGCAUCCCUCCCAAGAAGCCGGUGGAUUAAAGAACUUGUGUGGACACCCAGGAAGGAGAUGACCAGCCAAGAGGGUGCUCACUUGAUGUAGCCCCUUCCCAUAGCUGCAGCUGGACCUCCUAGGCUGCAGCCAGAGACCCCGUGGACAGUGCACCCAGUCUGGAGGGAGCCCACCUGGAGCAUCCCCAGCGUCCACCUAAGCUAGCCCCAUGGCAGCAGAGGUCCGACUGAAGAAACUGGAGGAGCUGGUCCUUGACCCCAGGAUGGUGGGCUUGGAGACCCUGGUGGACCUCCUGCUGUGCGUGCAUCAUGAGCUGAGCACUUCACCCCUGGCCCAGGAGAAAUACAUCACGGAGUUCCUACAAUGGGCGGAGCCACUAACCUCCAGACUGAAACAGCUCCGGCUGCAGCGAGAUGACUUCGAGAUCCUAAAAGUGAUCGGCCGAGGAGCUUUCAGCGAGGUGGCAGUGGUGAAGCAGAAGAAGACCUCUCAAGUGUAUGCCAUGAAAAUAAUGAAUAAAUGGGACAUGUUGAAACGGGGAGAGGUUUCCUGCUUCAGAGAGGAGAGGGAUGUCCUGGUGAACGGAGACAAGCGCUGGAUCACGCAGUUGCAUUUUGCCUUCCAGGAUGAGAACUACCUGUACCUGGUGAUGGACUAUUAUGUUGGGGGUGACCUCCUGACCUUGCUGAGCAAAUUUGGUGACCGCAUCCCGCUGGAGAUGGCCCAGUUCUACUUGGCUGAGAUGGUGAUGGCCAUUGAUUCCAUCCACAGCAUGGGCUAUGUGCACAGAGACAUCAAACCCGACAACAUCCUGCUCGAUCGAUGUGGGCACAUCCGGCUGGGGGAUUUUGGAUCCUGUCUCAAGCUACGAGAAGAUGGGACGGUCUGUUCCACAGUGGCAGUGGGCACCCCGGAUUAUCUCUCCCCGGAGAUCUUGCGAGCACUGGAAGAUGGCGUUCAUUCCUACAGCACAGAAUGCGACUGGUGGUCUCUGGGCGUUUUUGCCUAUGAGAUGUUCUUUGGCCACACCCCCUUCUUUGCCGACUCUGUCGUGGAGACCUACGGGAAGAUUCUGCACUUCAAGGAGCAUUUCCGGUUUCCCCUCUCGGCCCCAGAGAUCCCCCCAGAAGCCCAGGCCUUGAUCGAAGGGCUGAUCUGUUCCCGGGAGACACGCCUGGGACGUAACGGAGUCCAGGACUUCAAGGAGCUCCCCUUCUUCGUCGGCAUCGAUUGGCAGGGCCUGCGGGACUGCGCCCCGUCCUUUGUGCCCGAGUUCGCCAACGCCACCGACACGUGCAACUUCGACGUGGUGGACGACUGCCUCACCGACAUGGUGAGCGGGGGAGGGGAGACCCUGUCGGACGUCCUCGAGGCCUCUCCCCUCGGAGUGCAGCUUCCCUUUGUGGGGUACUCCUACACUUACACGGCUGUGAAACAGAAUCAUGCCGAGGGACGAGACCGAGGUCCCAUCGCCAUGGAGGUGGAGGCUGCUGGGAAGAUGCCCUCAGGCGAAGCGCAGGAAACACCUCUGGAGGAGCUGGCACGUAAACUGCCCGAUGGGCAGAAGCUGGACCAGUCCAUGUUUCUCGAACUGCAGGCAGCCUUCGAGGAGGAACUGAAAAGCCGGGAGUUGCUGUGUCAAGAGCUCAGCGUGAUCAAAGUGGCCAACCAGACUUUUGCCAGCCAGCUAAAGGACGCCGAGAGCCGAAAUGUGGAACUGGAAGCUCAGAUCAAACACUUGAAGGACCAGAUGGCAGCCAUGAAAGCAGCGCACGAGGAGGCUGCUUUAGGCUGGAGCCCAUCCUGGCCCCCCAACCUCACCCAGCCUUUCUUCCACUGCAUGGAACGGCCAGCUCAUCAAAGUGGCACCGCGGCAUCCCGGCUCUGUGAAUACCCGCUUGUGGUACCUCUGUACCGGCACUUGCUGCUCUUUUCGAGGGUACGUAGACCCUGCAUCGUCCACGUGGGAUACCUGCUCCUGUGCAACGGUGGGCUGGGACUGGAUGCCUCCAACUGGGGCCGAGCGGAAACCGUUUGAACACUGGCCGGGGCAAGGAAGAGCCGGGCACGCCAGCUGCUUGCUGCUGCCCCAGCAAACCCUAGAAAUGGGGACAAACCCCUUUGACGGAGGACUCCCUUGGGCCAAGAUGGCAAGGCCAGGCCCCUGAGGUCCAGCUGCCCCUCUGGUUCUCUCCUGGCUGCUCUCUUUGCUUCCAGAGGCCAAGACCACUGACCCACCGUCCCCAUGGAGAACGCCAGGGGAAGCAGCAGGAGCUGGAGUCAACCCAGGGAUCCUGCUUUCCAAACAUCUUUGCACUCUCUGUACAGACCCUCCUACAGAAAACACCUCCAUCUUGGAUGGCACUUUGCGGUGAAAACAUGCUUCGUCCCCCCCCCCCCAAAGGCUGUUAGGGGCUCCCAAAAGCUGAGACGGAGCUGCUGUGCCAAAAUUGCUUCGUCUGGGAUGCUGCGAUUCUUCCCACCAGGCCGCUGAAAAUGAAUUUUCAGCUGGCAAAACAAAAGUUUCUUCCCGUGACUUUUGCCGUUCCGGUCACACGAUGGGUCAUUCUGCACCUGAUGCCCCUUUGGGAGAUGAGGGUUGGGAGGGCCAGUGGCAGGAGAAGGGCAUGCCUUCCUCGGUGACCCACCAGAAGUGGCAACUUCCCAAUGAGAAAGAAGCACCCACCUGCCCCGGUGGGCUUGCAAAGCCCGACUCUUUCAGAAUUAGCCGAAUGGGGCACUCGGCCAGCUGUAACGUGGGCUUUCCAGUCGUGCUUCGAAGUUUGGCUUGAAGGCCAGAAAAAAAAAAAAAAAAAAAACCUACCCCCCUGCAAGGCCUUAUGGUGCCCAUGGACUCCACAGGGGGGGGAUGCGAGUUUUAAACCGCCAGACACUAUUUUUAUCUGCACUUGUCCACUUUGGAACCAGCCAGUUCUGCAGCACUCCAGGGUUCAACCCACCCACUUGUUAAUAAGUUAUUUGGUAAUGGCGAGGCGAUGUGGCAGCCCUUUCUGCCUCAAAGCUGGAGACCCAAGUCUCUAGUCCAGUGGUUCUCCACCUGUGGGUCGGGACCCCAUUUGGGGUCGAACGAUCAUUUCAUGGGGGUCGCCAAACAAGGCUGUCCGCCAUUUUUCCCCCUUUUCUUUGGCCACGCCCCUGGCACCCAGUGAUGUAUAAGUGGUUGGGGGUCACCACAACAUGGGGAACCGUAUUAUGGGGUCGUGGCAUUAGAAAGGUUGAGAACUACUGCUCUAGUCCCUACGUUUGGAAGAUUGUAUGCAUGUUUAUAUAAAACAAAAGUGCAUGGAAGCAAAACCUAGCUUAUGUGUGUGGGGGGGCAAACCGUUAGUUUAGCGUCUUUCACUUAAGCCCCUCUGGGUGUCUCUCACUUUCCACACCCCCAUAUUUAUUAUUCCCUCCUCCGUGUAACGUGGCGCAUUGGCUGGGUGCAAGAAGACACUGUACGUUCUGCCACUCCUGAGUUGAGGAUGUUCUCUUGUUUUUUGUGUGUUUUUUUUUUAGUAGGAAUAAACUCAGAUUAUUUCCUGCUCUUUGUGGGAUGGCUGUGACA